AUGAAGAGGAUCUUCGGGUUCGCGAGGAAGAAGAAAGGGCAGCCGCCGUCCGGCAGCGCCUCCCUGCCCUGCCCCGCCGGUGCCUACGAGCUCCGGCAGAAGGACCUGGGCAAGCUGCACCGUGCGGCCGCCAGCGGCGACCUGGCCCAGGUGCGGCAGGGGCUGAAGAAAUACGGCGUCGACGGGCGGGACAAGGCGGAGCGGACACCUCUGCAUCUUGCUUGUGCAAAUGGCCACGUGGAUGUCGUUACAUAUCUAGUAGAAAACAAGUGUAAGCUAAAUCUUUUUGACAGUGAUAACAGAUCGCCACUGAUGAAGGCAGUACAGUGCCAGCAAGAAAAAUGUGUGGCUGUUCUGCUACAGCAUGGUGCUGACCCAAAUCUGGCAGAUGCUGACGGCAACACUGCUCUUCACCUUGCUGUCAUAUCUCCUAAUAUAUCUGUAGCAGGGCUGUUACUUGAGCAUAAUGCCAAUAUUGAUGCCCAGAGUAAGGAGGGAUGUACCCCGCUUAUUCUUGCUGUCUCUGAACAUCAUGAAGAGAUAGUAGAGUUUCUCCUUAAAAAAGGAGCUGACGUGCAUGCUCGAGAUCAGUGUGAAAGAACCCCACUUAUGACUGCUGCUUCUGGUGGGGAGCUUAAUUUGAUAAAAGUUCUUCUUCAAUAUGGCGCUGAUGUUUCCCAUAAGGACACUAACGGAUGGACAGCUGAGGAUUAUGCUGUUAUUCAUGGAUAUUCUAGUCUUAGUAAACAACUGGCAGACUAUGCAGACUGGGAAAACACAGGAGAAGCUUCGGCAGGUGGUGCACAAGGCAUCAUGGUACCUAGCACUCCUCACCGGGUAGGAGCUGCUGCCUUUACGUUGGGUGCACCUGCUGUGGACAGAGGAGCAAUAGAUGACUUUUCCCAAGGAGACUCAAUAAGAAGCUCUGAGAAAGAAGGGAGUGAUGACAGUUGGCAUACUUCUGAGGAAGAAGAACUUGAUUUUACUCCCAAGAAGCUGCAGAAGCCAAACUUGACACUGUUAAUGAACGUUUCCCAGCAGUUCAAGAAAAACAAUGAUGGUGAUGGUUCUAGAAUUGAAAGUCCCAAGUCACCAAAGAAAAGCCUCAAACAAAGAACCCCGUCGGAUGCAAACCUGAACAGAGGAGAACGUGGAGAACUGUUGAGUCAAGACGUCUCAGAUGCAAGCAACCUGGAGGAAGAAGAAUCGGAGGAGGAGGAAGAUGAUGAAAAUGAAGGAGAUGAUGAUGAAGAUUAUGAGGAGGCAGAGGAAGAAGAGGAGGAGGACGAGGAUCUUACACAAGAUGAAAAGGAGGAGGAGGAUCUGGAAGAUGAAGAAACUCAGUCUAAUGACAUAUUGGAGGAGGAGCAGGGGGAGAAAACAGAACCUAAAGGGGAAAUCAAUCAGAAAUUGGAGUAUUUUAGUAACACUAAGUAUGAAGGAGAAGCUUGGUGUGGAACUGGAGAUGUCUGUGAUGAUGAUGAUAAUAAAGAACUUCAUGAAAAGGUGGAGGAAUCUGUUGAUACUCCUGUGUCUUUUAUAGCUGGGUGUUAUGAAAGGUCGCAAGAAGAUGCAAUUGCCAUGUCUCCAAAGAUAAUGAAUAAUGAAGUAUCUUGCAAGUCAGUACCAAAACAAGCUGUCUUUCAAAAUCUAAAUAAUUUGCAAGAUACGCAAGAAAGCUGGAACAGGAAAAGCAUGAUACAGGAGAAGUUUCACAGAAAUGCUGACUCCUGUUUUGCAGACUCUGAAACGACAGACUGGAAAAAAGAGAUACCUCAGCCUCUCUCAGAUAGUUGUGGUCUUAAGGAGAAAAAGUCAAGCUUCAGUGAUGGCUUUGAAAGUGGUGAUAAUUCUUGGUCAGCAGCAAAAAACCCGAGGCUUGAAAGUCAAAGACCGAACCCUGUCAUUCUUGAACGUGUGGAUGAUGAAGAUACUGAAGAAGAGCAAUCUGAAGAGGUAGAUGAUAAAGUCUGUGAAGCACUGAAACAAGAAAGUGAAAACUUGUGCUUAAAUAGGCAUGAAGAAAAUUUAAAAGCAGCAUUUCACUCAAGCACCAAAGCAGAAUCACCUGAAUGGGAAGAAGAGGAGGAGGAGGAGCAGGAGAAGGAAGAUACUGGUGAAGAGCUCCAAACUGCAGUUGUUGAGGGUGUGAAAAAUUCUAUUUGUAAUGAUGGCCAUUAAGUCCACAGUGCUUCAAAAGACAACACUGGUGCCCUGCCAGCAGUGGGAGCAGAGGAAGAGGAAGAUGCUGAAUCUCCCUGGGACUCUGAGGUUAUACAGACGGAUUCUGGAAGUCUGAGAAAAGUAUCGUCUGGCGUGUUGCUCCCGGCUGCAGACAGACACGGAGCAUGCUUACAGAUUGUUUCAGGGGAACGUGACAAUGGCUUUUCGGAGAAACCCAACAAUUCCCCACUGAAGACUUCUGAAUCUGUUUUGGAAAUGAAGGAAACCUCUCCUAAAAAAAGGCAGCAGAAAUCAGAUCUAUUGGAGGAAUUUGGUUUAGGAGGUGCAGAGGAUAUUGAAGAUGAGUACUCAGGAUCUACCUUUCAUAUGUCAUCAUCAGCUGAAAAAGAAGACAUCAAGGAUGCCAUUGAAAAUUAUAGGGCACAGGAUAAAUAUAUUUUAGAAGCUACCAACUUGGUAGAAAAAACAGCACAUGAAAAUCAGACUGACAAAGCAGAAAUUUCACAUCAGGAAGCCCUAGCAGAAAAUGAGGAAUUGCACAGUGCUGACAAGCAGUUAAGCCCAAAACCUUGGGAAGAAAGAUAUGAAAGGAUGUGGGUUGAAAAUGAGAAAAGGGAAUUGAAAACAAAUUUUAAAAACAUUACAGCAGAGCUGAAGCAGCUGUUUGGUGAAAUUAAUGAAACUGGGAAAACUACUUCCCUUGUGGAAGAAAUGUCAGAAGAUGGCUUCAGUGAAGAAUUGAAGAGUUCUCGUGUUGUUUCAUCUCGUGUGACAGAAUCAAGUAAUAAGUUAGAAACUAAAGGUGAAUUUGGAGAUAUUAAACUUAUGCUAGGUGGAAAAGAACCCAAAAUGGAAAUUGAAAUUCCAAGUCUUGGUGUCCUUCCUGAUCAAAAUAACUUAAAUGCAAAUGUGGAAGAUACCUGGAGUACAGAUGAAGAAGAUAGCACAAAUGAUACAGAUAAUACAAAGGUGCCUCUAGCAAAAGGAGAGGAAAAGAAAAUGCCUACUAUGGAAAUGGAGGAGAAUGAAAAUGGAAGUAGUAGAAAUGUAGAGGGAAGUCCUGAAUACUCCCUGAGACAUAGCUUAAAAACAAGUAUUUUGGAUGACGCUUCUAAUAUUCUUCCUAAAAUAAGACCUGUUUCUACAAGUGAUGCAAACACACUUUUUGUAACAGAAAGGAAACUUGGAAAAGACUCUGGAUUUAAUUACGAAGUUCCCGGGGACUGCCUUAUCGACAAUUAUAAAAUAGGAGAAACAGAAAUUGACAGUCUUUUUGCAAAUGCUCAGCAAUCAUGUGGCAUGCAGAAAAGGAAUUUUGAUGAAGAACUAAAACAAGAUAUGGAAAGAUUUAAGAGUAAGGUAGGAAUGCUGCAAAUAGUAUUCCUGGCUUUGGAGAAAGAGAAGGUACAGCUGCAAAAAGAGGUUGAGAAGGAAAAAAGCAAAGAAAGAUAUUUCAAAACACAGGCCGUGGCAAAACAGGAAGAUCUUGAUAAAUUAAAUACACCGACAGGCAUUGUUACUGAUCAGCACAUGAAACAAAAGCUUACUCUAAGGAAUAAUGACUGUUUGAAAAUGGAGAAUGAAAACACUAUAGAAGAAAAAGACAAAAAGAAUUUUUCAUCUGAGGAGACAUCAAAAUUGAUUAAAUUGCCGAUGAAAGGUAAAUUUGCCCUGAAUACAAAAGUUGCAAAGAAAAAUAAAAGACAGACUUCAAAGCAGAAGGCUAAUCAGCAGAUGAGCACUUCCAGUGGGAAUAAUUUUCAAGUACUAGAUGAUAGCACUUUCAGUGAAACAUCUCAAGAUGAAGGAAGACCUGCAGCAAAAACAGGAAGUGAAAAGAACAAGGUCAGCAUACAAAUGGAUGUAACUGAUGACCUUGAUUUAACUCACUCAUCUGACACAAGUUCAGAGGAUGUUGAAUUACCAACUUCAACCUACAAAGAGGCUAUGUUGCUGUUAGAACAGCUUAGUGUGGAUCAUACGGGUUCUGCUAUUUUGUUGAAAAUUCAAAACAUACUUCUUGAAUAUGAACAGAUAAUAGAACAUGAAAAAAAUCGGUAUACAGCUGUCUGGAGAGAAGUAAGGAAAUUGGAAAGUGAAAAGCAGGAGUCACAAUUAAUAGUGGAAGAAACUCAAGAUUUGAAAUCCAUAUUGGCUCACCAAGAAUUGGAAUGGAAAAGUGAUAUCCAAAGCCUUAAAUUUACUUUGAAACAAGAAGAGGAAAAGAGGCUCAGAGUAGAAACUCUGUAUGAGAAGACAAGAGAAAAACUCAGAAGGAAAGAAGAUCAAUAUUGUAAAGAGAUGGAGGAGAAACAGCAACUUGAGUUACACUCAAGGAAUUUAGAAAUGGAGCUACUAACACUGAGGAAGCUCUUGAAACAGGUUGAAGAAGAACGUGAUGAAACACAGAGACAGCUCUCUCAGGAAAAGAGUGCCAGAGCCCUGCAAGAAGGAAUUUUGAACAACCACCUUUGGAGACAAAAGGAGUUAGAAGAAGAGACAAGAACAACUAUAGGAAAAAAUUCAGACGAAUCCGACACUGAAAGAGAAAAAGAUCUGUUGUACAAAAAUCAGUUACUGCAAGAUGAGAUUGCUAUGCUAAGACUAGAACUUGAUCAAGUAAGACUUAGGCACCAGGAGGAAGAAGGAAAAUAUUUAGAGGAAAAUGAGACCUUGAAAGAAAAAAAUGAAGAUCUCAAAAAGGAACUUAAACUGAACGAGGAAGCCUUAACACAAACGGUUUUUCAGUACAAUGGACAGCUGAACUUAUUAAAGACAGAAUCUGCAUUGCUAACUUCCAAACUUGAGCAGACGAAAGAAAGCAAAGACAGACUAGAGACAGAAAUGGAAUCAUUUCGUUCCCGCCUGAACACUACUGUUCAAGAACUUGAACGUCAUCAGUCAUCAAAAAGUGAUGUCGAACGAACAUUUCAGAGAGAACGUGAUGAAUGGCUUCGCUUGCAAGACAAGCUUCAUCGUGACCUCUCUGAUGUGCAAGAAACCAACAAGAGCUUGUCUCAGCAGCUGAGUAAAGCCGAAAGCAAAGCUAAUAGCCUAGAAAAUGAGUUUCACCAGUUGAAACAAACACUCAGAGAAAAAACAUUGCUUUUAGAAAUGACUCAAAAAGAAUUAAGUCAAGCCCAGUGUCAGGCAAAGGAAUGUGAUCGUGCUCGACAACUUGAGAAAGAUCAAGUAAGCAAACUUAUAAUAAAGCAGGAAUCCAUGCAGGAGCGAUUGGCCCAGCUCCAGAGUGAAAACCUUUUACUCCGUCAGCAACUGGAAGGUAUGCAGAACAAGGGGAUCAUCAAAGAAAAAGUAGUGAAUGAUGUGCAGGACCGGUUUAAUGAUAUUUUCAACAAACUCAGAGCUGAUACUGAAAAGCAAGUUUACCUAGUGGAAGAGAGAAACAAGGAAUUAAAUACUAAGUGUACUGAUUUAAGAGAACAAGUCUUUAAAUAUGAGACUGACAAAGUAGAAAGAGAGGGCAUGGUCAGACAGCUGCAGCAGGAGCUUGCCGAUGCUCUUAAAAAGCAAUCUAUGUCAGAAGCUUCACUUGAAGUUACCACGCGCUACCGCAGUGACCUGGAGGAAGACAAGCUGCGCUUGCAAAAGGAACUGGAAAAGGUUAAAACUAAGUUGCAGGAGUUGGAAGAACAGCAUCUUCAGUCUGAGCAUUGUGUUCGUGACUUGAAGACUGCCUUGGAUAAUAAGGAAAGGGAAGUAAUAGCUUCUAACCAGAAACUGCAGGACCUCCUGUUGGCAUCUUCUGGGACUAAUACGACUAUAAAACAACUGGAAGAACACGUGCAACGCCUUGAGAUUGAAAAUGCCAGACUGGAAGCCACAGUCCAGCAACAAAACAAUAGGAUUGAAGCCCUUCAGAGAGACCUGCAAGCCUCUGCCUCAGUUCAUAACCGCCUGGAAGACUUGAUAACUAGCUUACGGACAACACAGGCAGCUGCAGAGGACCACCUCCACCAGCAGGUACAUGAAUGGCUUCUGUGAAUGACUGGUUUAGUCUUUGACUUUUUUGUGUGCAG
This is a messenger RNA of Haliaeetus leucocephalus (bald eagle), 6224 nucleotides long. Its product is annotated as coiled-coil domain-containing protein 144A-like. The record is from RefSeq and is a predicted model, not a curated record. Gene Ontology annotation, molecular function: protein binding. NCBI's taxonomy places the organism in Eukaryota, Metazoa, Chordata, Aves, Accipitriformes, Accipitridae.